Molecule: messenger RNA, 724 nt
Organism: Anastrepha obliqua
Lineage: Eukaryota; Metazoa; Arthropoda; Insecta; Diptera; Tephritidae
Product: anthrax toxin receptor-like
Exons: 6
Coding region: 47-382 (111 amino acids)
Source: RefSeq, a predicted model, not a curated record
UAUUCAUUAUUUAAAAGUACCUACAACGAACAGCAGUGAUUACAAAAUGAAACUCUAUUUGUUGUUACCUCUUUGCUUAGUUGGUGUAUUGCUUUCACUGGCAAUUACACCACAAGUAAAUGCCAAACCAGCAACGGACACUCAAGAAGAAGAGAAUGCAAGCGAGGAACCACCACUUUCACCAUUGCCACCAUUUCCACCAUCACCACCAAUACCAAGUCCUGGCUUUGGACCAUUAAGGCCUUUUCCGAGAUUCGCACCUUUCCCAAUUGGCUCAUUCAACUCAACUGGAAACUUUACUGGCCGUCCCUUCAGACCAUUUCUUUUACCAUUUUUGUUUCCUUCAGGUAACUUCACUGGCCGUGCCCUUCUCGGUUCUUAGUUCUUAUGCUCAACAGUUAAUCACUUCAAAAUCGCAGUAGACGCCGAUGCAUCACAACCAACAAAGUGUGAAAAUCCUUUCUUCCCUCUUACUUCCGAUAACUUUGAUGACAACAAUAGCGCGCCAGCACAGGAUGAUGAUGAUGAUGAUGUUGAUGCAAAAGGACCUCUGAUCUGGGAAGCGCGUAGUGGUACCUUGCGUUUCUUUCGUCAAUUUGUGCCCAAUUCUACUUUAGCAUAACCUUAACUCUUAUUAGUGUUGCCUGUUCAAAUUUUUAGAUUAAUAAGAAUAUUUACCUACAGAAUAUUGUAUUAUAAUAUAACAGAAGCAUUAGAAAACAAA